This is a messenger RNA of Drosophila simulans, 4296 nucleotides long. RefSeq names its product protein-tyrosine sulfotransferase (gene Tpst). The transcript has 7 exons. The record is from RefSeq and is a predicted model, not a curated record. Bases 1 to 1509 code for a protein of 502 amino acids. Gene Ontology annotation, molecular function: protein-tyrosine sulfotransferase activity. NCBI's taxonomy places the organism in Eukaryota, Metazoa, Arthropoda, Insecta, Diptera, Drosophilidae. Gene Ontology annotation, biological process: peptidyl-tyrosine sulfation. Gene Ontology annotation, cellular component: Golgi apparatus.
AUGCGACUGCCAUAUCGAAAUAAGAAGGUCACCCUGUGGGUGCUCUUCGGCAUCAUCGUCAUCACCAUGUUCCUAUUCAAAUUCACCGAACUGCGGCCCACAUGCCUCUUCAAGGUGGACGCCACCAACGAGCUCGCCUCCCAAAUGGUUCGCGUUGAGAAAUACCUCACAGAUGACAAUCAACGCGUUUAUUCAUACAACCGUGAGAUGCCAUUAAUAUUCAUAGGCGGCGUGCCGAGAUCUGGGACGACUUUGAUGCGCGCCAUGCUGGAUGCCCAUCCCGAUGUGCGCUGCGGGCAGGAAACCCGUGUCAUUCCGCGCAUCCUGCAGCUGCGCUCGCACUGGCUGAAGUCCGAGAAGGAGUCGCUCCGCCUGCAGGAGGCCGGCAUCACCAAAGAGGUCAUGAACAGUGCCAUCGCGCAGUUCUGUCUGGAAAUCAUCGCCAAACACGGCGAGCCGGCGCCGCGCUUAUGCAACAAGGAUCCGCUGACGCUGAAAAUGGGCUCCUAUGUCAUCGAGCUAUUUCCGAACGCUAAAUUCCUAUUCAUGGUGCGCGACGGCCGGGCGACAGUUCAUUCGAUUAUAUCGCGCAAGGUGACAAUCACCGGCUUCGAUUUGAGCAGCUACCGGCAGUGCAUGCAGAAGUGGAACCACGCCAUCGAGGUGAUGCACGAGCAGUGCCGGGACAUCGGCAAGGACCGCUGCAUGAUGGUGUACUAUGAGCAGCUGGUCCUGCAUCCCGAGGAGUGGAUGCGAAAGAUACUGAAAUUCCUGGACGUGCCAUGGAACGAUGCGGUGCUGCACCACGAGGAGUUCAUAAACAAGCCGAACGGAGUGCCUCUGUCCAAGGUGGAGCGUUCGUCGGACCAGGUUAUCAAGCCGGUUAAUCUGGAGGCGAUGUCCAAAUGGGUUGGCCAAAUACCCGGCGACGUGGUGCGCGACAUGGCCGACAUAGCGCCCAUGCUGUCCGUGCUCGGCUACGAUCCGUACGCGAAUCCGCCGGACUAUGGUAAGCCAGAUGCAUGGGUGCAGGACAACACGUCGAAGUUAAAGGCCAAUCGAAUGCUGUGGGAGAGUAAGGCGAAGCAAGUGCUGCAGAUGUCAUCCAGCGAGGAUGACAACACGAACACCAUCAUCAACAAUAGCAACAAUAAGGAUAACAACAAUAAUCAGUACACAAUCAAUAAAAUUAUACCAGAACAACACAGCAGACAGCGGCAACAUGUACAGCAGCAACAUCUGCAACAGCAGCAGCAGCAUCUGCAACAGCAGCAAUAUCAGCGGCAGCAGCAACAGCAACAGCAGCAGCAUCAGCAGCAACAUCGUGAGGAGGAGAGCGAGUCGGAAAGGGAAGCGGAACCGGAUCGAGAACAACAAUUGUUGCAUCAAAAGCCAAAGGAUGUCAUUACGAUAAAGCAGCUGCCAUUAGCUGGCAGCAACAAUAACAACAACAUCAACAAUAACAUCAACAACAACAACAUCAUGGAGGACCCCAUGGCGGAUACAUGAUAUCCGCACAUACCCAUAAGACUGCCGCGUGGCAAGCAUUGAACCUGGCUAACUCUCUUGGCUGCCGAUAAGGACAACGAUAAUGAUAACUGUUGCUGCUGCUGUUGCAAGAAACCAAUUUUAAAUUGUAUUAGCCGAGACCUUUACAUGCUUGAUACAUAUAUGUAUUUGCAUAUAAUGUACGUGUAUUAAUGCUUCGUGAAGUUACCAAAAAAAAAAAAAAAAAAAAAAACAAGCAGAAAAGCAAACAAUUAACAAACAACAGAAUAAGUAGUUACACUCUAAAGAACGUUUCGUGACGAAAAGACUUAAAGUUGCAGGGAGAAAUGCCAAUUUAAAAGCCAACCUCGCCCUGCGCCCUUUAAUUCGUAGUAAUUUAAUUUAUGCCUUAAUUAAUAUCUCAUAACUGGAUUUACCUUAAUGCGGGCUGGGCGUUGAAUUAUUAAAUUUAUUGUGCAAUGAAUUGCUUCAUUUGGUCCAUUGAAAUGGUCAGUACAAUUACUAUUACCUUGAUUACCAGCUAAUCGUGUUCAACUGAUAAGCUACUUAAUUUAAUGAAAAAUGGCAUUCAUAUAAUUUAGUUUGAACUUUUGAUUAAAUGCGAUUUUUGAAAUAAUUUAAAGGCGACUAAAAUAUGAUAGUUUUUUGUUUAAUCGUACGGUUGGCAUUUACCCCUUUCCACGUCGUCUUACAGUCCAGAAACGCACUGUAUGCCUAAAUAUUAUUAAAUGUGUUGCAAGAUAAAAUGAUAACCACCAAAAGAAGCUGAAGAAAAAACGAGGAGUUUUUGCAAUGAAGAAGAUGCAGGAAAUCCAUUGCAUACUCUCACCGACCUCGUUUACAAUAUGAAAAGAUAACAAAACAUUUUAAUUUAGUUUAGAACUCUUUUUAAGCCUUUUUUGUACGAAUGUUUUUUGAGAGACUCGUGUCGGUUUAUCACUUAGAACCCCUUUUUUUUGUAUCUGUAAUUGUGUACAUAAAAUAUAAAUAUCUGAAUUAUGUUUCCCACUAAUCGAAUGAAUCUCUACCUGAAAUUCGUCUAUGGGCUCGCGGAAUCUUUAUAGGUUUUUAUAAGAAAUACAUUACAAUAUAAGCACUGUUUAUAGUUUGCAAACGGUAGGACAAAGCAAAACGAAGUGUUUAGAAGUGUUAAAUUUUUAACGAAAAGAGCUUUUAAGGUGUUUAGUUUAAUAACUGUAAUCGUAUAUUAAAAUAUUUGCUGCUGAUGACAAAGAAAAAAAGACGUGAACUAGUAUAGAAAUAUUACAAUUUUGUAAACUUUUUUUUGUGUUGCAAUAAAUUGACUGAAUGUAAAGAAAACCAAUUUAAUAAAACCAUAUAUAUAUAUAUAUAUCUAUAAAUGUAUACCUUAAACUGAGUGUCUAAAUGUAUAUGAAAGUUGUAAUAGAUUUUAAAUGUAUAUGUGUGCGUGCAGUUAAUGAGAGGAAUCGAAGUUAGCUAAGCUAAAUUAUUUGGUCUAGGAAAUGUACUUCAAACUCAAAUGGCUGACAUAGAUCAGCAACAUGAGGUCAAUGUUUUAUUUGUAAAAUGAGAGAUGGCGGCUUUUGGACAGACUGUACUUACACUCGAAGUUUGACAGUUAUUAAAGACUGUACAUUUGGAUUUUGACAGAAUGACAGCUUCUGGGCUAACUGUAUUUCCAACUUUAAAUCUUUCCAUCUUCCUCAGUCAUUUGAAUUUGAAGGUGGUUUUUUGUACCCAUUUUUUUUUUUUUUGUAGCAAGGAGAAUAUCCUUGCACACAGACAGACACUCACACAGACACACGAGCCUUGUCCGUCCUAACUGCUGUGUGUGUGGGCGAACAGGAUGGCUAUAUUAUGUACUUACUUGCCGUUAGCUUUGUGCUCAAAGAAAACUAUUAAUGUUUGUUUGUUAUAUUUAAUUUCAUGAAAUAAAAUGAGAAUUGCUGACAAUAAAUAAGGAAAAAUGAUUGCUUAGAGGAAAUUGAAGUUUAUUUGAUGGCGGCGAUGGAAAAUACCGCUAGCUCGCUAAUAGCUAAGAGAAAGUUAAAGGAAACGAAAGUCAAACAUAAUAUAAAGGAGAAAAGUUUAUAUAAUGUGUGUUUUUUUGUAGUCACAGUGCGUGUCGCAACCAUAAAACUAUUCAGUUUUGUGAUUAAAACCGCAUCGAAUUUGUGAACUAUUAUAAAAAAUAUAUAUAAAUGUGAAACGUAAACUAUUUUUGCUAGCUUUUAAGAUGCAUUUUUUUCUCAAAAUUACGCCUGUAUGUAUGUAAUAUGCAUAACUAUCUUAAUACCCAUGUAUUAUAUAUAUUAUAUUGUACAUUUUUUUUGUGUGUGGAAUUGCUGCAGUUAGGACAGGAAUCCAGUCACCAAUGUUGAGAAACUAACGAUCUACUUGCAGCUGACAGACAAUCAGAGUUUAAAUGAACUUAAAAUUACACUAUAUUGCACUCCGCUCCGUAAUCCCAAUAUUAUUAACCCAACCCGUUGACCCCAAAAAUCCAUCAAACCAUAAUGAAAAACGUAUUUAGCCAAUUGUAAUCCGCGAAAAUAGGUUAACUGUACGCUGCAAAGAUCCGAUAUGGAAACGAAUUAAUUCUAAUUACAACACAUUUUCUGUGCGCAGUUUGUAGCCUAAGAAAAUUGUACAAUAUUGUAUUGAUAACGACAUCCCGGCAAAAGAUAAACGAUGAAUCAAAAAAAAAAUAUAUAUAUCUACGAAAUUAUACUGUACAAGAAAAAUAAAAUCAACUGAGGAAACAAUAAAAGUUAAACAUAAAUGUAAAAUCAUGCAACCGAAAAA